Messenger RNA from Clupea harengus (Atlantic herring), 5512 nucleotides. Its product is annotated as copine-8. The record is from RefSeq and is a predicted model, not a curated record. Gene Ontology annotation, biological process: cellular response to calcium ion. Gene Ontology annotation, cellular component: plasma membrane. Lineage: Eukaryota; Metazoa; Chordata; Actinopteri; Clupeiformes; Clupeidae. Gene Ontology annotation, molecular function: calcium-dependent phospholipid binding.
CUGCUUGGCGCGUCUUCAUUCCCUCAUUCGCCUGAGCAGCGCAGCGUGUGCCAGGGCAGAGAGCGGAGUUGACGCGCCGCUCCUGGUAUGCUGUGACAUCACUCUCUCUCCGCUAGUAGGCUCGAAGAAGCUCACACUCUCGUCCACAUGCAGUGACUCGCUAGGGUGCUGGUGUAGUUUUUUUUCUCUAGAUUUUCGCUGCCAAAAAGGGGUUGGACAAAAUAUUACCACGAUGAACAACAGCUUCCUAAACAUGGCGUCGAUAGGAGACUUCGACCCGCUGAACGCUUCUAUUCCUGCCACGAAAGUUGAAAUCACUGUGUCUUGCAGAAACCUGCUUGACAGAGAUACUUUCUCCAAAUCGGAUCCAAUAUGUGUUCUCUACACACAAGGAAUCGGCAACAAGGAGUGGAGAGAGUUUGGCAGGACGGAGGUCAUCGAUAACACCCUGAACCCCGAUUUUGUGCGCAAAUUCAUCUUGGACUACUUCUUCGAGGAGAGACAAAACCUAAGAUUUGACUUGUAUGAUGUCGACUCCAAAAGCACCAACCUGUCGAAACAUGAUUUCCUGGGUCAGGCCCAUUGUACUCUUGGUGAAGUGGUGGGUUCACUGGGUGGCCGCUUGGAGAAACCCCUUGGCUGGAAUAGCAAACACGUGUGCAGGUUUUACUUCCCGCAUGGCAUUCCCUACAAGAAGUGUGGAACCAUCAUCGUCAAAGCAGAGGAGCUGGGAAACUGCAGGGAGUCGGUUAUGAUGCAGUUCUGUGGGAACAAACUGGACAAGAAGGACUUCUUCGGCAAAUCAGACCCAUUCUUGGUGUUCUACCGGAGCAAUGAGGACGCAACGUUCACCAUCUGCCACAAGACUGAAGUGGUGAAGAACACACUAAACCCAGUGUGGCAGGCCUUCAAGAUCCCCGCCAGAGCGCUCUGCAACGGAGACUACGACAGAACAAUCAAGGUUGAAGUGUAUGACUGGGAUCGGGAUGGCAGCGUCUUCGCAGAUUCCAAGGACACUAUACAGCGUUUUAAAAAACGGGGAUCGGCAAACACAGACAGGUUUCAGGAACAAAUCAGAUCCAACCAUGAUUUUAUCGGAGAGUUUAGCACAAGCUACAGGGAGCUGUCCCGUGGCCAAUCACAGUUCAACGUCUACGAGGUGAUAAAUCAGAAGAAGAAAAACAAAAAGAAAAAAUACCUGAACUCAGGAACGGUAACACUGCUGUCCUUCCUGGUAGACAUUGAAGUGACCUUCCUGGACUUCAUCAAGGGCGGGACUCAGAUUAAUUUCACCGUUGCCAUCGAUUUCACUGCCUCCAAUGGCAACCCGGCACAGCCCACCUCUCUCCACUACAUGAACCCGUACCAGCUGAACGCCUACGCCAUGGCUCUGAGGGCCGUGGGCGAGAUCAUCCAAGACUACGACAGCGAUAAGAUGUUCCCUGCGCUGGGCUUCGGAGCCAAGCUGCCCCCUGACGGGAGGGUGUCCCAUGAGUUUGCACUGAAUGGAAACCCUCAGAACCCCUACUGCCAUGGCAUAGAUGGUGUGAUGGAGGCGUACUACCAAAGCCUGAAGUCUGUGCAGCUGUACGGACCAACAAACUUCUCACCUGUCAUCAACCAUGUGGCCAGGUACGCUGCGUCGGUAAAGGACGGCUCGCAGUACUUCGUCCUCCUCAUCAUCACGGACGGGGUGAUCUCGGACAUGGCCCAGACCAAGGAGUCCAUCGUCAAUGCCUCAUGUCUCCCCAUGUCCAUCAUCAUAGUGGGAGUGGGACCAGCGGAGUUUGAUGCCAUGGUUGAGCUGGAUGGAGACGAGGUGCGGAUCUCAUCACGAGGUCGCUUCGCUGAGAGAGACAUCGUACAGUUUGUGCCGUUCCGCGACUACAUCGACAGAACGGGGAACCACAUCCUGAGCAUGGCCCGGCUGGCCAAGGACGUUCUGGCAGAGAUCCCGGACCAGUUCCUGUCCUACAUGAGAACCCGCGGGAUCAAGCCCUCACCCGCCCCACCUCCCUACACGCCCCCGGGCCACGCCCUUCAGACGCAGAUCUGACAGGGAGGGGGCCCCCCCCCCAACCCACCCACUCUCUCCCCUUCUCUCUCUCUAUCUCCCUUCAAUCUUCUCUGCGUCACUCAGUGAUAGUGGGAGGGUAAGAGUGGGGGUGCACAACCCCCCUCGUCCAUCUCUCUCUCUUUCUGUCGUUGCACUAUGGAGAUGGGACAGACUGAACUGGGCUGAAUUGGGCUGAGCUGGGCUGAACUGGGCUGCGGUUCUGGAGUGGAAUGGUUCAGGUGGAACCAUUGGAGGCGGAGUUUACUUCCACACAUACAGAGCUCUCAUCUCAGUGGAGCACUGACCAAUCACCAGGCGUUACCCUCUUCAACGACAUUCUGGGGAGAAAGACAAACAACUGCAACUUCUCUUCCCAGGAGUCUAGAGAGUGAAGAAUGGACAGUUGUUGACUGUUGAAUGAUUGAAUGGAUGUAAGGAUGGGGGGGUUGGUGGAUAGAUGGAUGGACAGAUGGAUUGAUGGGUAGAUGGAUGUGGAUGAAAGGAUAUAUUGAUGAGUGCAUGGAUGCAUUGUAUUGAUUAUGUAUGUAAUUGAUUGAUUGUGGAUGAGUUGACGAAUGCAUGCCCUGAUUGGCAAGCUUUUAGAGAUAAGACUGAUGGAUUUUUAACACAGAAACAAACAAAAACAAACAAAAACAAGCAAAGAAAAACAAACAAAUACAAGCAAACUGGCCUUUCUGUGAGAUCAGUCUCUGAGGAGAGGGGACUAGACAUCCGCAGACACAAACUCAUUUGACUGUUGUACAGAACUGGAAAAAGACUUGCGCUCGAACUCACUAACUAACUACCCUCUUUUUACUCUUUUCUCUCUCUCUCUCUCUUUCUCUCUCUCUCUCUCUCUCUCCUCUCACUCAAUGUUUACAUGUGACUGAUUUUUACCGUUGUAUACUUUUAUAAGCAUUCUUUAACUAACUCCUCUUUAACUACUAACUUUGGAAUAUUGGAAUCCUCCUGGCACAGUGUUUUUGUUCAUUGUGUUUUUGUUUAUGUUUAUUUUUGCCACAGGUGUUUUGUGGUGGCUAGUAGCAUCCCCUCCGUUGCAUGCAGAGGGCAGAAGUUCAGAGUUAAUUCAAAGGUCGAAGGUCAACCAGGGGGACUCAGCAUCAUGUCACAAUUUGUUGGCAGUUCUCGUUCUCUACCCCACGCUGCGAUCUCCUUCUUCCUUUCUUCCUUUCUCAGUCUACAUUCUGUUUUAUCUUUCCCUCCCUUGCCUUCUCACAGCCUUGUCGUAGUUUCCCAUUUUUUCCUCCAUCAGUGUGUGUUAAAAGAUGAUUUUCGAAAAUAACAACAAAAAUUUUUUUAAAAAGCAGCUGCUCUCAAACUAGUUUUGAGACAUGGAGCCCAGUGGUCAAAAACACAAAAACGUGUUCACUUUGUCUUAACUGCAGCCGAUGGCAACGCUGUUCUGUGUGUGUGUGUGUGUGUGUGUGUGUCUGUGUGUGUCUGUGUGUGUGUGUGUGUGGGUGUGACUAAGUGAGGUAGUGAGGGAAGGGUCUAUCUCCUUCACUUGUUCUUUAUCUCUUCACCUCUUGGUGCCCUUUUUCUCUAAAUCUGCUUGUUCUGAGGCUGUGAAAGAUAUCUGUUUGACAGAUAGUCACAGUGAAAAAGAUCAAACGGGACAUUUACUGACAUUCAUCCACACAACUCCACGUUUAGUUCUGCGAAACUCUUUGAAACUUUGAAACUCACUGGUCAGGUGAGACCAAUCUUCCAUUUGCCAGAAUGUUAUACACACCUGCUGCAACACACACACACACACACACACACACACACACACACCUCAUCAGGUAAUCCACACCUUCUCCCAUGUCAUGAUAUUAGAUGUGUGUGUGUUGACUAAAGAAUUACACCCUGCAGGAGUAAACACACCCACACAGGGAUGUGAUGUCACAUUGUACAUAGUAGAUAUCACAGUCAUAUCAAACAUUAGCCUGCAUCCCAAAGCCAGUCUCAUUCCGUAUAUCAGCUGCUCGUAGUUAUACUCACUUUAUACGUUAGACAGUAGUGCUGUCAUGUACUCCAUUAUCGCCUCUAAUCUAUAGGGGUCUGACAUAUCAUAUCUAACACGUUUUGUUAUUAACCAUAAUAUCUAACAAAUGUUUUUUUUUUUUUUUUUUUUUUUUAACGUGUUUUUUUUACGUAUUUCAUAUCAUAAUCAGACUCUGUUUUAUAUCACAUUUGCCAUAACUGGAAACGUGUAUAAGAAGAUAGGAUAAGGAAGCUUUAGAUGUGUCAGGAAGGACACACUCUCCAUGCCUACAUUUCAGGUUAGAACACAGAGGUUAGCUUUAGAGUCAGAGCAAAACAAAGGACACCAAACGCACCCGAUAAAGCAGUCACCACAGCUCUCUCGGGGCCAUUCACCUUAGUGCUGUGUGAUACCAUGUCAUCUCCAUCUUUUUCAGCAUUCGUGUUGUUUCUCACACCAUCAACACCUGACUUAUAUGUAGCAAUCUCCAACGACUAACAGAUUCCAAAGCCAGGGACAAGACAAGACAAGAACAGAACUGGACUCCUCUGCUGCCAUGGAGUCGUGUGUUUGGGCUGUUGUGUUUUUGCAUGCGGGCUUGAGUUUCUGCCGUAGGUAGUGUUCUUUCGCCAACGCUUGUAGACGCCGCCAUCACCGCCGUCGCAGAGUGCGCUGCAUGUUCACGUAAUGUGGUCUGUGAGGUCAGUGCCGUUUUACGUGGCGAGGACUGAAAAAUAAACAAGAAACGGACUUAUGAAGAAACCUAAUAGAGAAGGAACGAGGUAUAGGGUAUUUUUCCCCCUGACUCCCAUCUUUGAAAUGCCAGUGCCACGACUUUUCUAUAGCCAGGCCGCAACAGUACACUAGCAUGCGCACGGCAUAUAUAUAUAUGUGUGUGUGUGUGUGUAUGAGCGAGUGUGUGUGAGAGAGAGACUCUAACAGUGUGUGGUUGCGUGCAUGCGUGCAUGCGUGCGUGUGUGUGUGUGUGUGUGUGUGUGUGCGAUUUUAAAGACCGGGUUAGUUACUUGCGAUCAUUGUUUACUGAUGGUAUCCAAAUAAUAUAUUGUAUGCUUGUCAUAUAUAAAUAUAACGUGCACAAUGUUUGCAUGUGCAGUUUUUCCAUGAGACGCACCCGUUCUUUGUUAAGAGUGUUUUGAAGAUUAUAGAAGUUAAUGAUGAACAUUAUUGUACAAAAUGGCCUUAAAAUUCUCACUGAACUCUUGGAAAUGUGCGAUGCCUUCAGAUAUUCUUGAAUUGUUCUCUAUUUUGUGUUGGUGGUCUACUAAAGCUUUUAAGUGUAUUUGGUCUUUGCACAGGUUCACUUAUUGGAGAAAAAAAAGUUCUGUUGUACUUUUUGAAAUUGGUUGUCAGUCUGAGAAUGCAUGACUGAUGUAUGGCUAUCCAUAUGAUGAAAAUAACUAUUUCUGUAUUAAACUGGGUUUUUGAAUAAACAUUCUUACCUAACACCA